CGGCUCUGUCUCCUCCCUGCAGCCCUGAUUACUCACUCCGUGCUGGAAGGAGGAGGGGAUUUCUAGCCAUUCAAUCGCUCUACAGCAGCCAUCUUCACUUCCCUUUUUUCUCAUCAUUUCAUCCUUUGCAUUAGUGCAGAGUCUCUCCAGCCCGUGGGUGCAAAGCCCGGGCCAGUCGCUACAGUAGCUUGGCUCUGCCUACUUGGAGAAGGAGCCGGGGGCUGGGGUUUGCAACACUCCUUGUUGGAGGGGCUUGUGACUGAGACCAGGGGGUACCAGAGUGAAUCCCACGCACAUCCAUCUCUGCUGGACUGGGCAGUGAACUGCACAAAGCGGAGCGGAGGAACGUGGGCAACAGAGAAGGAGAAGCGUUCGGUGUUUUAUCGGCUCGGGAAGUCCUCAAGUGCAUUUUCCUCAAUGUUGGGGAGCGCAAACUGAAUUCUCUCAGAGGCUCUGCAUACCUUCCAGAAGGCAUUUACAUGUAAUUGCACAUCUGUUGGAUUAAGGGCUCUGCUUGGAAGAACAAUUCGGAGGUCUGGGUGGCUUUAUUAUCCCCACCUCUCUGUGGCUUUAGGACUAACAAAAAUGAGUGAAUUCUGGUUAUGUUUCAACUGCUGCAUCGCAGAACAACCACAGCCUAAAAGACGAAGGCGGAUUGACAGAAGUAUGAUUGGUGAACCUACGAACUUUGUUCACACAGCACAUGUAGGAUCAGGAGACCUUUUUAGUGGAAUGAACUCCGUGAGUUCAAUUCAAAACCAAAUGCAGUCCAAAGGUGGCUACGAAGGAAAUAUAUCGUCGAAUGUUCAGAUGCAGCUUGUGGAUACAAAGGCAGGAUAACCAUGGUACUACAUUGGCAAGCCUUUCUAGAUGGUUCGUAACUUCGCCUGCCUCUUGUCCCUCUCCACCUCCAUUUUUGCGUUGGUAACUCUGCUUCUGUGUUUUCCAUCGCCUGCCAGAUGAUUCCUUGUUCCCCUCAUGUGAUGACAGAUUGGAAAAGAUGUUGGCCUGUGCUGAGGAUGUAGCUUUUCAGUUCUGUCGGACCAUGCCUUUUCACUUGAACACAGGGCUCUGGUCUUUGCCAAAACCUUUUACUCCCCUUCUAUAAAAGCAGAAUUUUAUUUUUUCAGGCCCUGUGUUGUGGCACAGCAUUUUUUAAAAACAAUUUUUCUGUUUUGUUUUUGUAUUUUUUAGCAAUGCUUCCACUCCUAACAUUUUUCAUUGCUCGUGUGAUUUUUGGAAAGUCCUGAGGCCUGCAAGCACAAUGCUAAUUGCAAUUUGGACUCCAGUGAAAUUGAAGCCUUGCAUGCUUUGUAAUGUUUUUCUGUACAGCAGCUCACCAAGCCUAGGAAAGCAACACUGACAAAUGCUUUCUCGGUGGCACCAACCUGUGCCUGGUCUAUUACAAGAAGACAGGAAACGAAAAAAAGACUUAUUUUAUCCUAGCUGCUUUAGAGUUCUGUCAGUUUAGUGAUAACCAAGCCAGUUUUGAAGAGGAAAAUAAUAAUGAUAAUAAUAAAAGAAGAAUCUUCCAUUCAUAGGAAUUCUGCUGUAAAUGUUCAGUAUAUUUAUUUGAAAGAUCUGACCUCAAGAUUGUAAACCCGUGUAGUAACCUAUAAUGUGUCGUGUUGGUGAUUUUGUCUGUAAGGAAACAAAUAGAACACCCUUUGCCCCUUCAUCAGCCAUUUUAUGCAUUUUAUAAGCUCUGCCUGCAAUGUUCCAUUUUUCAUGUUGCUCUUCUGCAGGUUCUGUCCCAUUACCUAAAGGCCAUUAUUGAAGUGCAGUGUGCAGUGAUAUGGAUGCCUGUUUUACCAGAUUGAAUAGGAAUCGACAAACUGGCUUGACAUACAGGGUGACUUUUUCCGACUUUUGGAAAAGUCUUUUGCUCAGGUUCCAAAGCAUGUAUUUCUUUUCACACUUUGUGAAAAUGUUUUUUUUUUUUAAUAUUGCACUGUUUCUUGGAUGUACAUGUUAUUGAUCCUGUAUUCAUUACCUGUUAGGGGCUUAGAGAAGAACAACUUGGUUGCAUUGAAUAUAUGAGGUUUAUCUGCUUGUCUGAAAAGAUAUUUUGCCAAAUGUACUGUUAUAUCUAGCAACCUGUAGCUUACACACAACUCAACCAUGUGCAGAAAGCAAAGCUAAAAGAACAAGUUAUUGAUGCAAUGCCAGAGGGAUCCUCGGCACAUUUGUUGCAGUCAAAUGGUUAAUUUAAAAAAAAAUCAGAAUGUAUAUUUAGUAUCUAUUACCAAGCCAAACUCUAGAUCAGAUUUUAAGAAUUAAUUUACAUACAAUACAGUAAUGCAAAAAAGUGUGGCCCCCACCUGUGUGCCACUUAUUCCCUCUAAAUUGUGCGCUCUCUGGGCCAGCGCACACAAAAAAGUGUGGUGCCCACAUGGAUUUUUGUGUGAGAAUAUAAAUCUUAGCAUUAAUUCUGACCUGCACACACAAAUUUUAAAAAUGUGCCCACAAGUUUAAAAUGUGCACACAAAAUAAAUUUUUUUGUGCACGUAGCUGAGCAGAAAUGAGAGGGAACAUUGCUUGUGAUUGUUGUGUUUCCAUCAAUUACUUUUAAGGUAAAGCGUCUCCUUAACAGAAAUGCAACUUCCAAUCAAAGAUUACCAGUGCUUGCUGGAAGUUGUCAUUCAGCUACAAUUGGAGUCUUCGAUUGACCGUACUCUUUUACAAAAAGUGUUUUUCGCUCUCAUUGAAAAUACCUCUUACAUAUAAAUUCAUUAUGUAGCUUUAGGCACUGCCACAUGUUUGUCUCUUAGGAUGAAUUUUACAUAGAUGAUUUUAGCAACAUCAUCAGCUCUAUAUUUACCACCACUUGGUGCUUUGGUUGCAGAUUAGAGUUGCAAAACAUGUUACAAAACAUGGAAAGGGUGCUAAAUGGAUGCAAAUUGCCAUGUUUUGUACUUACAAUACAGUGUUUUUCUCAGAAUUCCAGGGGCAAACUUUAUGAAAAGUACACUUUGCAGGCUUGUGUAAAUCUUUGCAGUUCAUAAAUGUCUGCUAUUCUGUAAUAAAUACAGAAACAACUAUUCCUUGCAUACAACUUACUAUGCACCCAAACUUUGUCAGGGAUAGAAAGUGGUCGAUAAACCCAUCUUGUAAACAGAGUGUGUGUAUGUAUGUAUGUAUGUAUGUAUAUAUAUAUAUAUAUAUAUAUAUAUAUAUAUAUAUAUAUAUAUAUAUAUAUAUAUAUAUAUUUUCCAUUGGAGUUGAUUAACAAGUGAAAUCCAACAGCCUGAAGAGAAUCUAGUAUUGACUGACUGUUUUAUCCAUUGAAAUACUUUAGCCAAGUGUGCUAGAACUAUUUCCAAUGCUUUUGUCAUCUGAACCCCAGUCUAUACAAAGAGUAGGUUUAUCAAAAAAAUAUUUUCAGAUUCUUUGAUCAAGAGUUAAAAAAAUAAAAAAUAAUUUACAUAUUUUUAUAACAAAACAUACUUUUUGUACAUUGUGUUCAUUCUUGAAUGAAGUCAGUUCAGUGUUGGCUUGUAGAUAUUACAGAGAAGUAUUGACAUUGAUUCAAUAAACAUUUUCUUUCA
This is a messenger RNA of Xenopus laevis (African clawed frog), 3548 nucleotides long. It is a transcript of the gene cdc42se2l.S, whose product is annotated as CDC42 small effector 2 like S homeolog. Gene Ontology annotation, molecular function: small GTPase binding. Gene Ontology annotation, biological process: regulation of Rho protein signal transduction. Bases 586 to 840 code for a protein of 84 amino acids. The record is from RefSeq and is a predicted model, not a curated record. Gene Ontology annotation, cellular component: cytoskeleton; plasma membrane. Lineage: Eukaryota; Metazoa; Chordata; Amphibia; Anura; Pipidae. The transcript is spliced from 5 exons.